Messenger RNA from Cuscuta epithymum, 1955 nucleotides. Lineage: Eukaryota; Viridiplantae; Streptophyta; Magnoliopsida; Solanales; Convolvulaceae. The record is from the annotation of a GenBank genome assembly.
GGGGCGUAAAAUUGACAAAGCCAAGAACGUCGUCUACCCCGUUGUGCUCACUGGUCAAUGAAUCUGUCGAUUUGGCAUGGAGGUGAUAGCGGAUCCUGGGCCGAGUGAUCCUUCUGUCCUGACACUGCAGGCCUCACACAGGAGUGAGGAUGUUUGGCUUGGCAUGGAUGUGCAGGUUGAUAGGUGCCGCGAGCAUCUGCGGGGUUUGUCCCAUUUACAUGUCGACCCCAGAGUCCUAGCAUAUGUUCGUGCAGCAGGUUUUUUUACACUGCACAGGUUAGUGGCUACUGUGCCUUUAGAUAGAGCCCUCCUCACUGCUCUACUUGAGCGUUGGAGGCAGGAGACACAUUCAUUUCACCUACCUGUUGGUGAGGUCACUGUGACAUUGGGAGAUGUGGCUGUACUGACUGGGUUAGAGGUUGAUGGGAGAGCUGUUACAGGCACUGCUUGUCGACAGUGGGUGGAUGAGUGUGAGAGGUUGUUAGGCAUCCGCCCCGUUCUUAGGGCUGACCUUCAGGGGUCAUCUCUUAGGAUGCCAUGGUUGAGGGAGCACUUCCAGGCCCUUCCUCCCGACGCUGAUGAGAUGAUCAUCCAGCAGCAUGCUCGGGCGUAUAUAUUGAUGAUGAUGGGAGCCUCCAUUUUCGCUGACAAGAGCGGAAAUGAGGUUCAGGUGCUACACCUGCCUUUGCUGGAGAGGUUUGAUGUAGCAGCACAGUUUAGCUGGGGUAGUGCCACCCUGGCUUAUCUCUACAGGCAGCUGUGUCGCGGGUGCCAGAGAGGGAGCACAGAGCUGGGGGGAUUUUUGCUACUCCUCCAGAUUUGGUCAUGGGAGUAUAUCCACAUUGGCCGUCCCAUUAUAGUUGGAUAUCAUGGCAUUGAUGGACAGCCACUGCCUGAUGAGCCUCCACGUCUGCUAGGACCACAUCAUGUACGGGGCGUGGACCCUCUAGGCCGUCGGUGGCUAUAUGCUGGUUUAUCUCGCAUGUCAUCCGCUACUGGUCUCGGUGUGUACAGGGAUGCAUUGGAUCGGAUGUCAGAGGACCAGAUCACAUGGAUGCCGUAUAGACCUGAUAUGUUAGCAGAGUUGCCCCCAGCUGGACGAGAGCAGACUCACAUAUGGCGAGCACGUGUGCCGCUGAUAUGUUUUGACAUUGUUGAGCUUCAUUUGCCUGAUAGAGUCAUGCGACAGUUUGGGUUUGAGCAGGUCAUUCCACGUCCUAUCGACACUUAUGUAGAGCUGCAUAAGCUGGAUAGGCGUGGGAAACAUACAGAGGAUUGGGCACUCAGACAUGUCCGAUACGUGACUAUGUGGGAUAGGAGAGCUGAGCUAGCCGUGGCUGGGACACCCACAUAUGUGCCAUCAGUUUCAGGAGAUUACAUGGGAUGGUACUACAGCAUCACUCGGUUGUUUGUGUCUCCUUCGUUCAGACUCCCUACUCAUCAUUAUCAGCCUAGCUCAUUGGCAUUGCAUCUUACGACCCGAGCUUUGCAGCGCAUACAUCAGCGGGCUACUGCCACUGUGACUGAUAUUCCUGAUGUGGACAUGUAUGGACAGACUCUGACAGGCAUUGCCUCGUUAUGCUCAGAUGUCUUGGGUCGAGUAGACUACGGACAUCUUAUACACAUGCCCGCAUCUCAGGAGAUGGCAUCCACGUCUAGUGCAGCCGCGGGUUCAUCAUCCCAGACGCAACAUGAGAGAGUGGUUCUUCAACCACGACAACGCCGUAGGCGUAGACAUGAGCAGCAACAUCUCCAUGACGAAGCUGAUGAUGGGAACUUGUAGUUUGUCUUUUGUAUUAUAGUUUUUCUUAUGCAAUAGAUGUUGUAGGAACAAUUUACAAGUUUUGAUGUAUUUUCUCUUGUUAAGUAUUCUAUGUUGUAUUGAUGUGUUCGAGUAUGAAUAUUACAUGAUUAUUUGUUAUGGCAUAUAUGAUGAUUGAACUGUGUUAUACCGG